Drosophila takahashii is the source of this 1533-nucleotide messenger RNA. RefSeq names its product DNA primase small subunit (gene Prim1). Gene Ontology annotation, biological process: DNA replication, synthesis of primer. The record is from RefSeq and is a predicted model, not a curated record. NCBI's taxonomy places the organism in Eukaryota, Metazoa, Arthropoda, Insecta, Diptera, Drosophilidae. Gene Ontology annotation, cellular component: alpha DNA polymerase:primase complex.
UCAGUUGUUAUUUACAGGCAGACUGCUCGCAGUUGUCUGUUAAAAACAUAAAUUUGUGAUAAAUUAAACGCGAUUAAAGAGCUGAAAGUGGUUUGAGUGAAGCAUUAACCAUCUGUGGAACCCAAAACACCUGCGGACUUGAUAUAAACAUUCCAGUUAAAAGCAAAAAUAGCUUAAAAUGCCGGAACAAAUCGCAGAUCAGGAGAACCAGGCGACAGCUGUGCCUGCCUAUAAUCCCGAGGUCCUGCAGGACAUGCUGCCCGUGUACUACAGACGCCUCUUUCCCCACCAGCCCUUCUACCGCUGGCUUUCCUAUGGAUUGACUGAAGAAGGCAUCUUCUGCAAUCGUGAGAUUUCAUUUACUCUACAAGACGACAUAUACAUACGUUACCUGUGCUUCGAAAGCCAGGCCGAGUUGGAGAAGGAGAUCUGCUCGAGGAAUCCCGUGAAGAUAGAUAUUGGCCCCGUGAUGCAUACGAGACCCAAGAACCAUCGCACUGUUCCUGGUGGACUAACCCCUGUGCAGCGAGAGCUGGUCUUUGAUAUUGACAUGACGGAUUACGACGAUGUGCGCACCUGUUGCUCGGGAGCAGGUGUGUGUUUGAAGUGCUGGAAGUUCAUGGUGCUGGCCGCCAGGAUAUUGGAUGUUGCCCUGCGGGAGGAUUUUGGUUUCGAGCAUAUUAUCUGGAUUUUCUCCGGCCGACGAGGCAUCCAUUGCUGGGUUUGCGACCAUCAGGCUCGUCAUUUAGAUGGUCGAGGUCGUUUUGCGGUGGCUGAAUACCUAAAUAUCAUUUCGUAUGUCAACUUCUCGGGCAACAACUCACCCAGAUGUCCCAUGGGCGAUCGGCCGCAUCAUAGUCUGAAAAGAGCCUUGAAAAUAGCGGAGCCCAUGUUCGAGGAGAUCAUCCUGGAGGAUCAGAAUCUAUUUGGCACUCCCAAAGGAGUCACCAAGCUUGUUAAUAUGGUUCACGAUGAUCCGGCAAGGAACGAACUAGAAUCUUAUCUGCAAAAGAACCUGGAGGAUGGAGCCCACUCGCGACUCGUUUGGGAGAGCUUCAUCAAGUAUGCCAACUCGAUGAGAACCUCCACGGCGAACGCUUGGAGUCGGAAACUCAAGAACAUAGUACAGGAAGUGCAGCUGGGGCUGCUCUACCCGCGUCUGGACAUCAACGUCACCAGGGGAUUCAAUCAUUUACUCAAAGCACCCUUUUGCAUUCAUCCAGCCACCGGAAAGGUUUGUGUUCCGUUUAGUGUAAGUGCUGUGGCCAAAUUCGAUCCCACCACGGUGCCUACGAUCACCCAGCUUCUCCACGAGAUCAACGCCUUCGAUGACAAGAACAAGAGCCACAUGGAGGCGCCGGAGGACAAGAGCCGCAUCAAGGAUCACAAGAAGACCAGCAUGUUCAAGGGUGUCGUCGUCUUCGAGGAGUUUCUGCGCAAGCUGGAGCGCAGCCAGAAGUCCUCCAGCCUGCAGUUUUGAUUUAUAUACAUAAUUUAAGUAGCUAAGAUAAGAGAAUAUAAAGAAGUAUAAAU